This is a messenger RNA of Rotaria sp. Silwood2, 1452 nucleotides long. The record is from the annotation of a GenBank genome assembly. Lineage: Eukaryota; Metazoa; Rotifera; Eurotatoria; Philodinida; Philodinidae.
AUGAAACGGAUACACGUGCUCGAACGCGAAAUGAAAAAUCCAUCAGCAGACAUGGAUGCUUACGUGUUCGAUAAAAUUCUAGGUUCUAUGAUGGGGUUAACUUUGGGCGAUGCGCUCGGUGCUCAUGUCGAGUUUAGACCUCAUGCAUAUUUGGAUACACAUCCAGUCGAAGAUCUUGAAGGAGGCGGGACAUGGGGUCUGGAAAAGGGACAGUUUACGGAUGAUACUUCAAUGGCUCUCUGCCUAGCUGCAUCACUCAUUGAUCGACGUGACUUUAUUCCCUAUGAUCAAUUGGUACGUUAUAAAUGGUGGUAUCAAUAUGGAUACAUGUCAUCCACAGGAAAAUGUUUUGAUAUUGGUGCAGCCACUAAACAAUCUAUUAUUCAGUUUGAAAAGAAUCAAAAAGACUAUGCAAGCAAAACCAGCAUUCCUAUUGAUUAUAUGGAUUUCCUAUCCGAUCCCGGUUGUUUAAAGGAGUUUAACGUAUACUGCAGCGAAGAUGGAGUCGCUGGAAAUGGAGCUCUUAUGCGUCUCGCACCUGUUCCGCUUUUCUUCUACCGAAAUCCUAAAAAAGCCGUGGAAUAUGCAGGUAUCAGUGGAAAGAUUACCCAUGGCGAUGAGAAAGCCUAUGAUGCAUGUCGAUUUUAUGCAGCACUCAUCGUAGGUGCUCUUCAAAACAAAUCUAAAGAUGAUUUACUCAAAGAAACAUUCUAUACCGACUAUAAAACAUGGUUUGGCGACAAGGAUCUUCAUCCAGACAUUCAGAAAAUUGCGGAUGGAUCAUACAAAAAAGAAAGAGGAUAUGAAGAUGGAAUUCGAGGCAAAGGCUACAUUGUUAGUUCUCUGGAAGCUGCUUUAUGGGCAUUUUGGAGCGAUGAAGGCUCGUUCAAAAAAGGUGUAUUGAAGGCUAUUAAUCUUGGUGAUGACACCGACACAACUGCAGCUAUUUAUGGACAAUUAGCAGGUGCAUUUUAUGGUUUCAAGGGAUUGCCUGAAGAGUGGGUUAAAUAUAUAUAUGGAAGAAAAUUCAUUAAAUGCUUGAGCAAAUGGAUCGUAUACGAAGGAGAAAAUUGGUCACAAAGUCACACAUGCGACGAUAAUGAGACUGAAGCAACUGAUGUGUUACCAGAAGAAAUACCUAAUAAGUCACGUUUCAGACGUUAUACAGUUCAUACAAUUGUGCAUGAGGUUUCUCCAACUUCACACCAACCAACAGCACCAAAAAGUCAUCGUAGAUCAUCAACAGAUUUAAGUGAUAAUAAACCAUUACAAGCAGCAACUUUGGAUAAAACGUCAAUGCCAAAAACCGAUCGUAGAUCAUCAACAGAUUUGAGUAAUAAUAAACUGAGAGAAGAAACUCCGAAACCUGCACCACCAGAUAAUCAGCCGCCUGGCAACCGUGGUCGACGACAGACCCAUCAUUAUCUUUUCGACGCAUUUUCAAAAUCAUAA